This is a messenger RNA of Elgaria multicarinata webbii, 1872 nucleotides long. RefSeq names its product kelch-like protein 2. The transcript is spliced from 4 exons. Gene Ontology annotation, molecular function: protein binding. The coding region runs from base 1 to 1872 and encodes 623 amino acids. The record is from RefSeq and is a predicted model, not a curated record. Lineage: Eukaryota; Metazoa; Chordata; Lepidosauria; Squamata; Anguidae.
AUGAACUCACCAUUGGACAGAGAUGUGGAUAUCAUGGUAGAGGAGCCUCAGCCUCUAGAUCACUACAUACGGGAGGGGCUGAAGCAGUUGCACCAGGAACAACUUCUCUGUGAUGCAACCAUUGUGGCCAAGGGUGAGCGCUUUCCUUGUCACAGGAUGCUCCUUGCUGCCAUCAAUCCAUACUUCCGAGCCAUGUUCUCCAACGCAUUCCGAGAGUCUCAGGAUGGAGAGGUUCUGCUGCAGGACAUGGAUCCCGCCGUUAUCCAAGUGGUGGUGAACUAUUACUACACAGAAGAGAUCGCCCUGGUGCCAGAGAUGGCCCAAGACCUGUUCGUAGCAGCUAGCCGGUUCCAGAUCAUUCCGUUGCUGGAGAGCUGCUCCAGAUACCUCCUGGAACACCUUGCUCCCGAGAACUGCCUCAGCCUCUAUGAACUGGGCUACGCACACAGCGAUCUGGCUCUGCUCCAAGAAGCCAAGAGUCUGGUCAACCAGCACUUCCGACGCCUCUCCCAGGACGACAAGAGCUUCCUCGACUUGAGCCCCAGCACCUUGGUUAGCAUCCUCUCCUCGGACAGCCUGGCCGUGUCCUCAGAGAUGGCCGUCUACCGUGCGGUGUGGCGCUGGGUGAAGGCCCAGAGCGCCAGCCGCCUCCCCUUCCUCGGGGAGCUGCUCUCCUGCGUGCGCUUCCCGCUCCUCACCCAGGAGGAGCUGAAGGAGGUCCAGGCUGAAAUGGCGCGCUACCGGGACCUCCGUCCGCGCUGGAAGCGCCUCAACCGCCAGGAGAGGCUGCAGGAGAGCCACGGCCUGAGGCGGGGCAUGUACACCUCCUGCAUCGUGUGUGUGGACCUCUUCAACAUGGAAGGCCCAGAGCUGAAAACCAAGGACUUCCAGGUCGGCUGUUACGACCCGCAAACCGAAACGUGGGAAAAGCUGCCCCUUUUGAAAUGCCUGUACUGCGCCCGCUGCGUGGCCGUGGAAGACAAGCUGUAUGUCACGGGAGGGGUCCACACGGACGACACCUAUUCAGACACGCUGCACGAAUACAGCCCCUUGAGGGGCCGCUGGACUCAGCUCCCUUCCAUGUCCGUGGCCCGGGCCUCCCACGGCUUCCUCGCCUGCAACGAGAAGCUCUUUGCCAUUGGAGGCUGGUGCAAAUACGAGGAUUACCUGGACACGGCGGAGAGCUUCGAUUUGGCGGAGAGGUCCUGGGCUCCCAUCGCCUCGAUGCCCUUCGCCCUCAGCCAUUUUGCCUCCGCGGUGCUGAAGAACAAACUCUACGUCGUCGGUGGCGUCACGGAUUCCGUGGGCUCGUGGUACGCCUCCCGCAAAGUCCUGAUCUACGAAGUCAUCGCAGACCUGUGGAGCCAAGUGUUCCUAGACAAGGAGAGCUACUGGUCUGGGGCCGUGGCUAUGAACAACGGGAUCUACGUGGUCGGAGGCUACUUCCGCAGCCGGGUGAGACACCACAACGAGCGAUGGCCGGAUGCGGGGAACCUGCACUGCACCCGGAGGUGCUUUUUCCUGGGGGAGGAUGGCAGAGUGGACAAGAGCGUCGCGAUCCCCAGGCUGCCGAUAGAGCUGGCAGGAGCCGGCGUGGUGCGCUGGAAGCACCGGAUCUAUGUGCUGGGUGGAGAAAACACCUAUUUGUAUAAUAACUUGGAAGGGGAGAAUGAAGAGGAAUAUUACAACACCGUUUACUACUGGGAGCCGGGGGCCACUAAGUGGAUUCAGUGCCAGGAAAGGCUUCCUUUUACCAGCUGGGGGCUCAGUGGCUUUGGGUGCACGGCAAUGAAGAUGCCCAAGAAACCCAUCCUGGAGCUUUUCCGAAAGACGUCCGUUGCCUUGACUGCCAUAGAGGUGGUGAACUCCUAG